Messenger RNA from Symbiodinium sp. CCMP2592, 1182 nucleotides. The record is from the annotation of a GenBank genome assembly. NCBI's taxonomy places the organism in Eukaryota, Dinophyceae, Suessiales, Symbiodiniaceae.
AUGCUCGCUCUUUCAGCGGUGUGUGUCUCUGUGACCGUUGUCGUUGGCCUCGUGGCCAUUGCACUGCAAAUGGACCUGGACAGGCCUUUCUUAGCACCACUGGUCUCAACACUUGUUCCGCUGGGAGUGAAGAGGAACUCGAAGAAGCCAAUUGUCGGCGACCGCACGUUGGUCACAGACCUUGAACAGCUCGUUGUCGUGAUGACUGGUACAGGUACACCGGUUGCAGACCCUGAUCGUGCAGCACAGGGUAUAUCGGUCUUUGCAAGCGGAGAGUAUUUGCUUUUCGACACAGGCCCGGGUGUGGCAGAGAACAUGGCUGCACAGGGCAUGCCGAGGGGUGCUCUGACCCAUGUCUUCUUCACCCACUACCACUCCGACCACAUUGGCGAUUUCGGUGAAGUGAUGACCACGUCCUGGGUUUUUGGAAGGACUCAAACCUUGCAAACCCAUGGACCGGAAGGCUUGAAAAGGGUUGUGGGUGGAUUUGCUCAAGCCUACGGUCCUGACAUGGUCUACCGUCGAGCACACCACACUGCAGCACUGAUGCCCACCGAUAAUUGGAUGCCGAGCAUGAACGAGUUCACCCUACCGGACGCUGAUAUGAACAUGACAUCAUCUGAUCCGGCACCCCUGUUUGAUGUGUACUCGAAAGGGGACUUGAAGGUCCAGGCAUUUCGUGCACAUCAUGAGCCGGUAAUUCCCGCGGUGGGCUACAAGGUGUCAUACAAAGGCCGCUCGGUGGUUAUUGGAGGUGACUCCGUCAUGACCAAAGGACACAAGGAUGCUUGCCGGGACGUGGAUGUUUGCAUUCUUGAUGCGAUCCACCACAAGGUCAUCGAAGUGACAGCGGAGACAUUUCAAAACAUGGAGCUGCCAGAGGACCAAGGAGCUUCUCAGUACGCUCGCGUCUCGAAGAUGCUCCUGGACACUAUCGACUACCACUCGGCACCAUGGGACCUUGUUGAGUUGGCAAAGGAAUCGAGGCCAUCUCUGGUAAUUCCCAUACACAUGGUACCUUCACCCACCAAUCCACUCAUGAAGCGGCUGUUGACAACCUACUACCGGGAACCGAUCGAGAGGCUGCCAGGCAAGCGCAACACUGAAAUCAAGUUUGGUGAAGAUGGCAUGGCAUUUGUUUUGCCGGUAAACAGCCAAGAGAUCCAGGAAAAGCGAUAUUGA